Molecule: messenger RNA, 243 nt
Organism: Ostreobium quekettii
Lineage: Eukaryota; Viridiplantae; Chlorophyta; Ulvophyceae; Bryopsidales; Ostreobiaceae
Source: the annotation of a GenBank genome assembly
AUGGCGGGCUACACCGUCAAGAAGGCGCUCUCCGACGCCUGCUACUUCGCCCGCCGCCUGUUCCUCUCCACCGGCAAGGCGGCCUGGAUCUUCGGCACGACCUUCCUGAUCGUCGUCAUGCCCGUCAUCGUCGAGGUGGACAAGGAGCAGCAGGCAAUGGAGUUGGAGAACCAGCAGCUGGGCGUGCUCACGACGCCAGGGUCCAGCGGGUCCAGCUCCCAGUCAGCCGCCGCCGCCAAGUGA